Molecule: messenger RNA, 674 nt
Organism: Spea bombifrons (plains spadefoot toad)
Lineage: Eukaryota; Metazoa; Chordata; Amphibia; Anura; Pelobatidae
Gene: TIMM10
Product: translocase of inner mitochondrial membrane 10
Exons: 3
Coding region: 135-407 (90 amino acids)
Biological process (GO): protein insertion into mitochondrial inner membrane
Cellular component (GO): mitochondrial inner membrane
Source: RefSeq, a predicted model, not a curated record
GCCACGUGACUAUGGUCUGCCUGUUAGUGUCCUUGGACUCUGUCGUACCAGGAAGUUUUUCUUCUUCUUCUUCAUGUGACACACGUGUUUCCGGCACAAGGUCGUAGGGUCCAGCAUAGUGCAGCUAUAACGCAAUGGAUCCACUCAAAGCUCAGCAGCUGGCAGCAGAACUGGAGGUGGAAAUGAUGGCGGAUAUGUAUAACAGGAUGACUGGUGCCUGUCACAAAAAGUGUGUUCCUCCUCACUACAAGGAGCCAGAGUUAUCUAAAGGAGAGAGCGUCUGCUUGGACCGCUGUGUCUCAAAAUAUCUCGAUAUCCAUGAGAGAAUGGGCAAGAAACUCACUGAACUUUCUAUGCAAGAUGAGGAACUUAUGAGAAGAAUGCAGCAAGGAGUGGGACCCGCGUAGUGACAUCACAUAAAAGAGAUUGCAUCAUCAAAUUGACUUCAGUGAUACUUGGGAUGUUGGAUAUUACGCUAUCAUCUGUAGCAAGGCAGACAGAGCUAUGCUUAAAGAGAUUUAUGAAAAUGUACAUGUUCAUACUGAACCUGUUGCUGGUCUGUUCUUGAUAUUUGCUGUUUCUGUCCACUUUUCUGCAAAGUGAUGUGAAUAUUUAAACCUCGUUUGUUGAUGUAUUGGAACAAUGUCUAAUAAUAAAAAAAUGAAACAUUUUAA